Messenger RNA from Hemibagrus wyckioides, 4056 nucleotides. It is a transcript of the gene cuedc1b, whose product is annotated as CUE domain containing 1b. The coding region runs from base 516 to 1676 and encodes 386 amino acids. The transcript has 11 exons. The record is from RefSeq and is a predicted model, not a curated record. Lineage: Eukaryota; Metazoa; Chordata; Actinopteri; Siluriformes; Bagridae. Gene Ontology annotation, molecular function: ubiquitin binding.
GUGUUCACACACACACACACCCACACCGCAAUGUCUCACCCUCGCGGGACUGGAGCAAUGAGAAGUGCACACACACUCAGUGUGUAUCAGUGACGGUUUAAACCCAGCCCUGUUUCUGUGCAGCUUUUAUUCCGCUGAAGGAAACGAGGCUUGAUUGUGAAUAUUUUCUCGGCAGACUGGAAAGCUGAGGCUGUGCCGCUCACCAGCUGCUCUCUCCCAGUCCUGAUGAACACCCAACUUUAUUGGAAAAUUUUGGAGUCUUGGGCCAGAAUAUGUUGAAUGCCAUUCUUCCUCCUUGAAGUGACUCUGUUGCUGCUAUAUUGGAUGCAGUUGAAAAAGCAGAAAAGGACUAGAUAUGCUUUCUCUUGCCCCAGUGGAUUAACCUAAUUGUGCAGAGAUGAAAGAGUGAAUAGGCCUGAAAAGCUGUCUUGCUCUGAGACAAAUACAAGUGGAUAUUAGAAAGAAAAAAAGUUGUUUGUGCCAUCAUUUCCUGGGUGGCCUAGUUGGUCAAGAAGAUGACGAGUUUGUUUCGGCGGAGCAGCAACGGUGGCUCUCGUGGAGGGGGAGGAGCAGCAGGAGCAGGUGGAGGCGGGGCAGGUGGAGGAGGUGGAGGAUCGACCACAGGAGAACUGAACAACAGUAGGCCUAACCGACAGGUGCGCCGGCUAGAGUUCAACCAGGCCAUGGAAGACUUUAAGACCAUGUUUCCCAGCAUGGACUAUGAGGUAAUCGAGUGUGUGCUGCGCUCCAACAACGGGGCUGUAGAUGCCACCAUUGACCAGCUUCUUCAGAUGAGCAUCGAUGACAAUGCCUCAGAUGACAGCUCAGACUCUGAUGACAGCAUUCCGCCUGAGAUUCUGGAGAGGACCCUCGAACCAGACAGCUCAGACGAAGAGCCACCUCCAGUCUACUCUCCACCCACAUAUGACAUGCACAUAUUUGACAGAAAAUAUCCAAAUGCCCCGCCUACUCCUCCUCCCAGGUUUGAAGUGCAGCCCUCAGUGGGACAGCAGCACACGCAGAGUUACAGGAACUGGAACCCACCGUUGCUCGGCAACCUGCCUGAUGACUUCCUUCGAAUCUUGCCCCAGCAGUCAGACAGUAUACAGAGCUCUCAAAGCAGUGUCCAUAAGCCAUCGUCCUCCCUGGCAUCACUCCCUCAGCCGGCUGCCUGUGUUGCUGGAGCAUCUGAACAGGAACGCAAGCUCAAACAGUAUCUGGAAGAUGAACGCAUCGCUCUCUUCCUCCAGAACGAAGAGUUCAUGAAGGAGCUGCAGCGCAACCGCGAGUUUCUCGUCGCACUGGAACGAGAUCGCCUGAAAUAUGAAUCAAAGAAAUCUAGGUCAGCUGGUAACUCUACAGGUGAACACUACAUUCCUGUAUCAUUUGAGGCAUGCACAGUGGUGUCAGAUGAUGCCCAGUUCAGAGACAAACUGAAGCACAUGGGAAAAUCAACCAGGAAAAAACUGUUCGAGAUCGCCAGAGGGUUUUCAGAAAAGACAAAACGAAGAAAGGCCAAAAGAAGGACCCUCCUGAGACAUCAUUCAUUGGGCACUGCCAACUCCACUGCAAAUUUGCUGGAUGAUGUGGAAGGAAACCCCUGCGAGGAGGAGAGUCAGCUCAGAAGAUUGGCCGUGCAGGAUGAGGAGCGACCCCAAAGGGAAGCACUUUCAUGAUCCCUGCUGUCACCUGGGAUAUAUAAAAUAUCUGUGGUGAAAGCAGAGGAACCCGUGGGCAGGCUGCCGCUCUGUCUCUGUGGUUCCAUGAUGAUGAUGAUGAUGAUGAUGAUGAUGAUGAUGGUGCGAGCCGGUCAUCCUCAGCUUCACCCACACAGUCUCCACUCCUACAGGUUUCCCUCAUCACAUGAAGGGACUAGAAUUCAAAAGCAGCAUUGUAACAAGUCUGAUUGUUAUCUGCAAUAUUAUUAACUGUAUAAUAACUCUUUGUUAAUAUAUGAUUUCAUAUGUAAAGCUGAACAGUAUUAAAUUUCUGUCUUCCCUGUAUAAUGGUUAAAAAACAAAAUCUCAAAUUGUGCAACUUCAGAUGUAUUCUUCCUUUGAUUAUUUAUGGUUUAAGAAGAAUUUGGCUUGUUACAUAUAAUUUUUUAUAUCUUUGCAAAAUAUUUAUGCAAAAUAUUUAUAUUUCUUCAAACAUAUAGGUUGACCAACCUGAUGGUUAUAUAACAUUGGAAAGUUUUCUAUGAUGUCCAAGAAUCCAAUCUAAUUAUACAAAAGGUUGCCACAUUUGCUUAUGUAAUCCAUUUGUAGAAACACCAAAAUGCCUUUUAAAAUAUGUACUACAUUCUGUCUGACUACAGUAUACCAAGGCAUAAAGGUUCAAAUGUUGUUGAAGACGAUGGUGCAGAACAAAUGGCCAGUUCAGCCUCUGUCCAAGUGCCCUUUUAUCCAGUAGACAUGAUCUUCUCCAGAUUCUCUACACAUCUAGAGAUGAAGCAUUCUCUUGCAUAGCCAAAUGAUGCUGUUACAGUGCUUAAAUAAUUAUUAUUGUCAAAAAGUAAUGUCCAGGUUUUACACAUGUACAGGGGAAAGGGCAACAAUCUGUGAAUGGACUUCGAUUUCUACUUGCACUGCCACUUGCAUUUCAUAUUUUGUAGUUUUCCUUCAGGAAAGCUAACAUUUUAAAAAGCCAGUAUUAGUUUGAUUCUAGCCAGUAAUACCUUCUCUCGAAUGUUGUAUAUGGAAUUACCUGACAGUUACAUUGAGGAGUUAAGUGCACAGAACAAGGUGAAGGUUGAUAUGUUAGUUUAUUGUGGUGUUGAUAUUUGACUAGAUGAUUUUAAUUCUGUUUCAAGCAAUGUGAUUUUAUUGUAAGGGGAGAGUAUGAGAAUGUGAUCUAGUUUGUUUUUUAGUUGAUGCUAGCAUAGCAGGUUCCUGUGUUUUCUAUUACGUCAUUGGUUUUCUGUGAAUAGAAUCACAGGAAUACUUUAAAUUGUAAUUUUGUGCUAUUAUGCAAUGGAAUCUUAGUAAAUGUUAUAAAAUAUUCUUGGGUUUUUGAGCAGAGAACAUUUUUCCGAACACUGUUUGGACCUUUAUUUUGUUAUAUAGCAUCUCGUUAUAUAUAGCAGGUUUUCAUUUAUGAGAUAUAAGUUAAUUAACUAAAAACACAAAUAUCAUAUGAACAGAUAUCCUAUGUGAUGUUUAAGAUAUGAAAAUAUCUAAUCCAAUACAGAUCAUUUGAAAUAGGGGUGGGACACUCUGAAACAUUAUCUGAAUAUUUUAGUUUUCGUUUGACAUAUUUUCAAAAAAGAUGUUAAAUUUAUUCUUUUCGCCUCAGGCGUUUGGUCUUGGAAAAAGUAGGCCGUCUUGUUUUUAAAAUUCUGAUAGCAUUAUACUUGUAUGUUGCUCCUCACUGUGUGAUCAUAAAUUCAGUUAAUCUCCCAUAUGAUUGGUGCACACUAACACGUUUAAUCUCUCAGGGAACUUGCUCUCAUUUAACAAUUUUGGUACAAGCACAGCUUCAGUGGACAUAGUAAUAAAUAGUAAACAAAAAAAAGCAGUUUGAAAGCUUAAUGUAGCACUGUCGGAUAUGCUUCAUAACGCAAUAAAAACUGUUAAUCUAACCAAAAGAUUUUUUAAAAAACAUAAUGUCAGUAUUUGAUGAUUCUUUUGACCUCCUUUUAGUAUGUUCUUGAAUUCAUGUCUAAAUUCUCACCAAAGUUACCUUUGGUCUUCAUAAAGGUUGAAGUUUGGUUGAAUUUACUUUAUAGAGUGGUCAAAGUUGUGCAGUAAUGAGUGGUGUAAUGAUCAAUACAGUGUACUCUUUGAGUGUUUCAUUUUGAUCAGAGUAGAUGGAAUAUUUUCUUAAUGUUAAACUGGGUUAGUAAAUUGACAUUGCUACGUAAAGUGGUUAUUAUUAUUAUUAUUUUUAUGGGAGAGUUACCUUUAUUUCUAAGACUAUAACUCUAUUUGCCCCACUAAUAAAUGUAAUGGUUCUAUAACCCAUCUUACUCUCAACACUGUCUCCAGACAGAAUGUUUUCUUACAGUUCCCAUUAUACUUAUUAGUUAUUUAAAAUGAAUAAAAAUUGUUAUAUGUU